UGCAAGUGGGGAAACUAUGCGCACAAAGGAAUACGAGAAAUCGCAUUGAAUAACAAUUUAUUAGGCAGUGCUAAUACAUGUGGGUUUAUGUUCGUCCGCUGUGAAUACAAAUAAAAGCAUUUGUUAAAUCAAAAGCCGUUUUUAAAUUGCAUUGUAAUUAGGCGAUUCGUGAUUUAAAAAGCUGUCGGAAUGGAUCCGUUGUUAUAUUUGGGUGCGUUAGUGGUUUUGUUUUUGGUAUGGAUUAAAGUGAAGGGCUUGGAGUACGUGAUAAUACACCAGAGAUGGAUCUUCGUUUGCAUCUUUCUGCUCCCCUUAUCAGUCAUCUUUGGUGUGUACUAUUACCUGCGCGCGUGGAUCAUCUUCAAGAUGUGCUCAGCGCCCAAGCAGCACGACCAGCGAGUCAGAAACAGUCAGAGACAGGUGCGAGAAUGGAAAAAAAGAGGGAGGGAAGAAACACGUGCACAGGUCGUCCAGGAUGGCUGACUGUUUCUCUCAGGGUAGGAAAAUACAAGAAGACGAACAAGAACAUCAUGAUUAACAUGAUGGACAUUCUGGAGGUGGACACAAAACGGCAGGUGGUGCGUGUGGAACCCUUAGCUAGCAUGGGUCAGGUGACCGCUCUGCUCAACUCUAUUGGCUGGACCCUGCCUGUGGUGCCUGAACUCGAUGACCUCACAGUUGGUAGGUUUUAUGAGAGAACCAAAUAA
This is a messenger RNA of Sinocyclocheilus anshuiensis, 707 nucleotides long. RefSeq names its product delta(24)-sterol reductase-like. The transcript is spliced from 3 exons. Gene Ontology annotation, biological process: steroid metabolic process. Gene Ontology annotation, cellular component: cytoplasm; membrane. The record is from RefSeq and is a predicted model, not a curated record. The coding region runs from base 282 to 707 and encodes 141 amino acids. Gene Ontology annotation, molecular function: Delta24(24-1) sterol reductase activity; flavin adenine dinucleotide binding. NCBI's taxonomy places the organism in Eukaryota, Metazoa, Chordata, Actinopteri, Cypriniformes, Cyprinidae.